Molecule: messenger RNA, 1061 nt
Organism: Clunio marinus
Lineage: Eukaryota; Metazoa; Arthropoda; Insecta; Diptera; Chironomidae
Source: the annotation of a GenBank genome assembly
AUACGUUAAGUUAACGUUGGUUAAGUUAGCAACAAAAACAUAUAAACAGGAUAUUUAGAAAAAAAUAUAGCGUGAAGAAUAUGAAUACAAGUCAAAUGUCUAUGAAUGAGCCAAUUUUAGCGACAGGUGGAUAUGAUCAUACUAUAAAAAUUUGGUCACCACAUUCAGCCACAUCAGUGAAAACACUUCAACACUCGGAUUCUCAGGUGAAUGCAUUAGCAGUAAAAAAUUUUCUCGCUGCUGGAGGAUUUCAAAGUAUUCGUUUGUAUGACUUAAACUCAAGUACAAAUCCAAUAAUCAAUUUUGAAGGUGUCAGCAAAAAUGUAACAGCAGUAGGAUUCCAAGAGGAUGGUCGCUUCAUGUAUACAGGUUCAGAAGAUUGCAGAGUACGAAUAUGGGAUCUUAAUUGUCAUCAGCCGGUCUGUAAACGAAUGUUUGAUUGUCUCACUCCUGUAAACUCAGUUUGUCUUCAUCCAAAUCAAAUUGAAGUUGCAAUAAGCACUUCAUCAGGCUCUAUUUAUAUAUGGGAUAUUAAAUCUGAUAAUAACGAGCAAUUGCUUCCAGAAAUGAAUUCAUCAUUGAACUGCAUUGAUAUAAGUUCAAAUGGCAAAUAUUUGGCAGCAAUUAGUAACAAAGGAUCUGCUUAUAUCUGGGAUUUAUACAAUGAAGGAAAAGAUCAGCUUACUAAAAUCAUCCCAAAACUAAAGUUCUUAGCUCAAACACGGUAUGGUUUAAAAUGCAAAUUUUCUCCUGAUUCAACCUUAUUUGUCACAACUGGUGGUGAUGGAACUGCUCGAGUUUAUAGAACAGAUGACGACUUUCAACUUUAUCGUGAAAUCAAAAUUGAUAAAUUUUGGAUUUGGGAUGUUGUAUUCAGUUCAGAUAGCAAAUAUCUUUUUGCUGCAAGCAGUGAUGGAACUGCACGAUUAUGGAAAAUUGAAACAAAAACAAUUGAACGAGAAUAUCUUGGUCACAGUAAAGCUCUUACAGCAAUUGCUUUUCGAGAUGAAUUUGUUAAAGCAUAAAAGUAACAAAAUAAAGUUUGACUCAAAUUUGAUAAA